This is a messenger RNA of Tuber aestivum (summer truffle), 1743 nucleotides long. Lineage: Eukaryota; Fungi; Ascomycota; Pezizomycetes; Pezizales; Tuberaceae. The record is from the annotation of a GenBank genome assembly.
GUCGCCCGCGGAAUCACAAUAUCUACAGUGAUCUCCUAUGUCAUUGAAUCGAGUUAUCCUUGGCUGCUCCACAAACAUCGUUCGCGGCCGCCCUCGCCAUCAUUGCAGUUCUCUUCGAGUCCCAAGCAUUGACGCCGCCGCUUGCAGCCCUCGCCAGCGACGGGAAGCUUCACGAUCGGCAAAAUCUCAUGACGGGGAUGGCAAAGAUCCCCUUCGUGUAGAUGGGGAGUCCGCGCUCUCACGGCGUUUCACGGAAAUGGCUGAGGAAGCCAUAACUUCCUCGCCCCGCAAAGCUGCGAAAAUUGCCUCCGAGAAUGCCUUCUCCGAAGACCUAAAACGAGAGUUUGAGGAGCGGAUAGCAAAGGCCCAGUUUAACACCACCCACGCACAAGUUCUCUCAACGGUAAGCCUCCCAGCCGGGGCUCCAAAACAGGUCCGGGACAUCGCAGCCGCUGCGCCAUGGACAGGUACAGAGUCAACCGAGGAUGCCGUUCUCCGUAUGCUCGUUGACACCCACAAACCUCUCCGGGGCAAACCGCCUGCGCCGGUCAAUGUGGACCUCCGCCCCACCCGCGCCUCCGGACCCCAAUCUGCGUCUCAAAGGAUUGCCGAUGCCCGAGAGAAAACAACAGAGUACACUUUGAAUAAGUCCGGUGCACUAUCUGGAAACGAAAGGUCUGAAGUUCGGAACAUGUUCCGCGAGAGGUUCAUGCCCGAGGGACGGGCUGUCGCUUCGUUGAAUGCUAUUGCUUCGCUUGCUGAUGAAAAGAUUAAGGAGGCCCGCGCUAGGGGCCAAUUCAAGAAUUUACCAAGAGGGAAGCCAUUGGAACGGGAUCACAACGCUGAUUCACCAUUUUUGGAUACGACAGAGUACCUCAUGAAUCGGAUUAUACAGAAGCAGGACAUUGUCCCACCGUGGAUAGAGAAACAGCAAGAGAUUGCUAGGGCAGUGAGAGUAUUCCGCGUGAGGCUGAGGGCAGAUUGGAAACAACAUGUUUCUAAGAUAAUCUCCAGCGCGGGGGGAAGUGUUGAUGAGCAGUGCCGACGAGCGGAAGAGUACGCAGCUAGUGAAGCACGCUUAGCAACGAUCGAAGACCAAACGAGAAAACUCGAACGAGGCGAGGAAAUAGACCCUUUAGAUGAGGAAGCCACCAACGGAAGCAGCGAAACAGCAGUGUUUCGAGAUCCAACAUGGGAAAAGACCAAAUUUCAGUAUCACAAACUCGCCAUAGCGAACCUCAAUUCCAUCACAAGAAGCUAUAACCUUAUGGCUCCCGAGCUUGCUAAGAAACCGUACUUUACCUUAGAGAGAGAGAUGAAGAUCUGCUUCCGGGAUACAGCCCCGCUGAUCGCGAAUGAGAUUCGGGAGCGGGCAAAGAUAUCGCCCCAGGCGGUUGCUGAUUCCCGGAGGGGCUCUGGCCCUGGCGCGUUGUUCGGAAAAUUGGGAACCUCAGAGAAUGUGGCGGUGUAUGACAGUGCGAAGCCGAACUACGGGUUCAAAGAGCUGUUUAAGGAUUUGUUUUCCCGGUGAAAAUGGGGGAGGCAGACUACGUGAGUGGAUGAACUAGUGGGAGCUUGGAUCGUGAGAUAUUGGACUCGAAGGUAGUAAUGUAUCAUGGUAGUAUGAUAGAAGGGAAGACGUUCCAUUGGGUUUUGAUGUAAUGGGGUUAAGUUUCAACCAAUUAUUUGUCAGUGUAUGAUAUUACCCAGACUCGAUAAAAAUAUUAGAUGACUUCCUGGGGG